Messenger RNA from Myzus persicae (green peach aphid), 1880 nucleotides. RefSeq names its product protein-tyrosine sulfotransferase (gene Tpst). Gene Ontology annotation, biological process: peptidyl-tyrosine sulfation. Bases 401 to 1594 code for a protein of 397 amino acids. Lineage: Eukaryota; Metazoa; Arthropoda; Insecta; Hemiptera; Aphididae. The record is from RefSeq and is a predicted model, not a curated record. Gene Ontology annotation, molecular function: protein-tyrosine sulfotransferase activity. The transcript has 6 exons. Gene Ontology annotation, cellular component: Golgi apparatus.
ACUCCGUUCAGUCCGCAGUCCGACGGCGAGCGUGUUGGUCGCCGCGUCCGCGAAAAGUCACCGCCCGCGAUCGUCUUCCGAAUGACAAACGCACGAGUCGUGUCGUAUAAUAUUAUAUUCGACUGAACCGCGCCACCGGGUCAGGUGUUCCGUGUACCGCCAACGUAUAUUUUAUUUUCAUAAUUAUUACGAAUCGUAAAUUGUUGGGUGAUAUUAUAUUGGCCGCAUUGGCCCAGUCGCAUCUUCAUUUCGGCGCGAAUGACCAGUAUAUCGAUAUAUACCUACGUACGUUGUAUACGAUAGGUGUUACAAUAAGUGUUUAAAAUAGAUGCAUGUGCAUUAAACGGAUUGACUAAUCGAUUUCGGUUUUUUUGUUUUAUGCCGUCCCAAAUGUCGUACGAUGACGUACUACAGCAAUUUCGGUAGUGGCGGCGUGCACAAAUCCGCCGUCAAACACAACGGAGACGUGAUCGCUUGUCACAAGUGUGGCGGAUAUAAGGUGGUAAACCAUGUGGGCAGAAUGAGCCGCGGCCGGAGAAAACUGUUGGGGUACGGGCUGGUCGUCGGCACGUUACUGUUGCUGGCGUACAAGCUGCGCACGUGCCCCGAACCCGAACCCCAAACCAUGUUCAUGUUGCCGAAAGACAAAUUCGUUACCGACGAAAACAUGAAGAUCUACACUUAUGAUCGAAACAUGCCACUAAUAUUCAUCGGCGGCGUGCCCAGAUCCGGAACUACGCUCAUGAGAGCCAUGUUGGACGCCCAUCCGGACGUCCGGUGUGGCCAGGAGACCCGGGUGGUGCCAAGAAUCCUACAGAUGCGCAAUCACUGGUACAAGUCGUCCAAAGAGUCGCUUCGGCUGAAGGAAGCCGGGGUUUCUGAAGAAGUCAUCAACUCCGCUGUAGCUUCAUUCAUCCUCGAAGUCAUCGCGCGACACGGGGUGCCGGCACCCCGGCUGUGCAACAAGGACCCGCUGGCGCUGAAGUCCAUGGACUAUCUGAAGGUGUUGUUUCCCAACGCCAAGUACAUAUUCAUGGUUCGCGACGGCCGAGCAACCGUCCAUUCGAUCAUAUCGCGUAAAGUGACAAUCACCGGUUUCGACUUGAACAGCUACAGACAGUGUCUGGAAAAAUGGGACGACGCCAUCGGUGUCAUGUACAAAAACUGCAACAAAGUCGGGUCCGGGUACUGCCUGAUGGUGUACUACGAGCAAUUGGUGCUGAGGCCUCGGGCCACGUUGACCGAGAUUCUCAACUUCCUGGAUAUCCCGUGGAACGAGACGGUGCUCCACCACAACGAAAUGAUCAACAAGCCCGGAGGGAUCGCCCUUUCGAUGGUGGAACGUUCGUCGGACCAAGUGGUCAGGCCGGUGUACCAAGAAGCAUUGACCAAAUGGGUCGGUCAGAUACCCGACGACGUGGUCAACGACAUGGCGAACAUCGCACCCAUGCUGAGCACGCUUGGGUACGACCCGGCAGCCAAUCCACCCACAUACGGCAUCCCGGAAAACGAAGCUGUGCCAGAGCAUCAGUACGAAUCGAGUGCCAGUGGAGACACCACGAAGCACACGACCACGCGGAGGAGGAGGCGGUAGUCGAAAAACUUAUAUUAUAUACAUGUUUUUUUUUUCAAUUAUUUCACACUUCUUAUUAUUGUAAUCGUUUUAAGUUUAAAUUGUGUGUGUACAAUGUACAGGUAUCUACUAUAAUAUUAUGAUGUAAUGUACAUGAACAAAAUAAUAUUAAAAAUAUUUUAUGAAUCGCAGAACGGUUUGACAAACGUGUGUACAUAGUUUAUAUUAAAUAAAUAAAUAUAUAUAUAUAUAUAUGUAUAUCAUGAUCAUAAUAUUAAUUGUACGUUUGUAUGUAUAUGUUCUAUGA